GUAUUAAGAAGAGUAUAUAAAAUCGUAUACGCGGUUAGGUUAGAACUCUUUGUGUUUCAGCACAGACAGCUUCAAACGAAUUUUAUAGAUAAAAUGAGCUUUCUACGAUAUUUUGCUGUCGUUUUUAUAACCACACUAUGUAUACGGAGUUCAUUUGCGAUGACUAGAGCGCAACUGAAAAAUUCCGGAAAACUUCUAAAGAAAACAUGUAUGCCAAAACAUGAUGUAACAGAAGAUCAAGUUGGAAAGAUAGAGCAAGGCAAGUUUUUAGAAGAAAAGGAUGUAAUGUGCUAUAUAGCGUGCAUUUAUUCAGUUGGUGGUGUGGUAAGUUGA
Cydia pomonella (codling moth) is the source of this 333-nucleotide messenger RNA. Its product is annotated as general odorant-binding protein 72-like. The transcript is spliced from 3 exons. Gene Ontology annotation, molecular function: odorant binding. Lineage: Eukaryota; Metazoa; Arthropoda; Insecta; Lepidoptera; Tortricidae. The coding region runs from base 94 to 333 and encodes 79 amino acids. The record is from RefSeq and is a predicted model, not a curated record.